Messenger RNA from Staurois parvus, 396 nucleotides. The record is from the annotation of a GenBank genome assembly. NCBI's taxonomy places the organism in Eukaryota, Metazoa, Chordata, Amphibia, Anura, Ranidae.
AGGUCCCCUUUACUCAUACGUGUUGUUGUGGGGCGCCCUUUUAAAAUGAUGGACAGUCUUGAGGCUCCCUCUAAAAUGAUGGACAGCCUUGAGGCACCCUCUAAAAUGAUGGACAGUCUUGAGGCACCCUCUAAAAUGAUGGACAGUCUUGAGGCACCCUCUAAAAUGAUGGACAGCCUUGAGGCACCUUCUAAAAUGAUGGACAGUCUUGAGGCACCCUCUAAAAUGAUGGACAGCCUUGAGGCACCCUCUAAAAUGAUGGACAGCCUUGAGGCACCCUCUAAAAUGAUGGACAGCCUUGAGGCACCCUCUAAAAUGAUGGACAUUCUUGAGGCACCCUCUAAAAUGAUGGACAUUCUUGAGGCACCCUCUAAAAUGAUGGACAUUCUUGAGGCA